AUCAAGGGAUGAUCCGUAGCUGAUCCUCAAAUGAAGCCAUAUCUUCAUGCUGAUUAAAGGUUUCAUGGAUUUAAUUUGACGGAUAUGGUAUAAAAGGCCACAUCUUGGUUAAUUCAAAAACAAGGUGAGGGACUGGUAGACGGUGACCACCAACAUGUUCAACGACAGUAUUCAUUGGGAGGCGAGAGUUCUACCAGCAGGUCCACCACGCCUAUUGGGAUGGAACGUCCCUGCCGAAGAAUUGGUACACGUACCGGAACAUUGGCUGGUCUUUCCUGAGCCCAAUCCCUCCCUUCAUUAUAUGCUGGCCCUGUUAUAUAUAUUAUUCACAUUCAUUGCUUUACUUGGCAAUGGUCUCGUCAUAUGGAUAUUUUGCGCUGCCAAAUCCUUGAGGACUCCCUCGAACAUGUUCGUUGUGAAUCUUGCGAUUUGCGAUUUUGCCAUGAUGAUGAAGACACCAAUUUUUAUAUACAAUUCAUUUAACACGGGCUUUGCUUUGGGCAAUCUGGCAUGCCAGAUUUUUGCUACGAUUGGUUCAUUGUCUGGCAUUGGUGCAGCGGUAACUAAUGCUGCGAUAGCAUAUGAUAGAUACAGUACCAUAGCCAGACCAUUGGAUGGAAAAUUAUCACGUGGUCAAGUGAUCCUCUUCGUUGGAUUAAUUUGGGUUUACGUUUUGCCUUGGGUAUUAAUGCCUGCGAUGGGUGUUUGGGGUCGUUAUGUACCUGAAGGAUUUCUUACAAGCUGUUCUUUUGAUUAUUUAACCGAUACCGCUGAAACAAGAUAUUUCGUUUUAACUUUAUUUAUUUUCUCCUAUUGUUUACCAAUGUCACUUAUUGUAUAUUAUUACAGUCAAAUUGUUAGUCAUGUUGUUAAUCACGAAAAAGCUCUUCGAGAACAAGCAAAGAAGAUGAACGUUGAAAGUUUACGAAGUAACGCCAAUCAGAAUGCUCAAUCUGCUGAAAUUCGUAUAGCGAAGGCUGCUAUUACGAUUUGUUUCCUAUUUGUUGCCGCAUGGACACCAUACGCAGUACUUGCUAUGAUCGGUGCAUUUGGAAACAAAGCGUUGCUUACUCCCGGUGUUACUAUGAUACCUGCAUGCUUUUGCAAAAGUGUUGCCUGUAUUGAUCCAUAUGUUUAUGCGAUCAGUCAUCCAAAAUACAGACUCGAGUUGCAAAAACGAUUACCAUGGUUAGAGCUUCAAGAGAAACCAAUCGCAUCCGACAGUGCAAGUACAACUACCGAAACUGUAAAUACAGCACCACCAGCUUCGAGUUAAUCUACUUCUACAUUUGACACAAUAACGGAUCGAUGAUAAAAAGAAAAUGAGAAAAGUACGCUUGUAAUACUCCGAUUGUAUGAUUGCCUUCACUGUAACUCAAAAUAUGUGAUUAUAUUCUUGUAUAGUAAAUGACAUUCCAAUAAAGUAAAUCCCUGGCAUAUAA
Molecule: messenger RNA, 1442 nt
Organism: Vespa mandarinia (Asian giant hornet)
Lineage: Eukaryota; Metazoa; Arthropoda; Insecta; Hymenoptera; Vespidae
Gene: Uvop
Product: ultraviolet-sensitive opsin
Biological process (GO): visual perception; G protein-coupled receptor signaling pathway
Cellular component (GO): membrane
Molecular function (GO): G protein-coupled receptor activity
Source: RefSeq, a predicted model, not a curated record